Molecule: messenger RNA, 1287 nt
Organism: Cannabis sativa
Lineage: Eukaryota; Viridiplantae; Streptophyta; Magnoliopsida; Rosales; Cannabaceae
Product: probable WRKY transcription factor 11
Exons: 3
Coding region: 82-981 (299 amino acids)
Biological process (GO): regulation of DNA-templated transcription
Molecular function (GO): sequence-specific DNA binding; DNA-binding transcription factor activity
Source: RefSeq, a predicted model, not a curated record
UCCCUCAUUCACACUCUUCCCAAUCAAAAUAUCAAACUCUUCGCAUCUCUCUCUCUCUCUCUCCAUUUGCGAGCUCCAUCAAUGGCGAUCGAUCUUAUGGGUUUCACAAAAAGAGAGGAUCACAUGGCCGUUCAAGAAGCUGCCUCAGCUGGAUUAAAAAGCAUGGAGAAUCUGAUCAGAGUUCUCUCCAAUAGUAAUUCAUCCUCCGCCAUCAAAAACCAAACACUGGGCCAUCUCGAUUUCAGAGAAGCCACCGAUUUCACCGUCGCUCGAUUCAAGCAGGUAAUCUCUAUCCUAAACCGUACCGGUCAUGCUCGGUUCCGCCGCGGCCCAGCACCAUCAAAUCCCCAACCUGAGAAUCCUAAAUUAAAUCAGACCGAAAUCGUUCCGGUCAAGCCCUCUUUUUCAACUGAGACUUCACGAUCUGAGUUCUCAAUGAGUCAGAAAUCGAAAGACUGUUUAACUCUUUCCCCUCCUCUGUCUUCUAAUACUUCGACCUCGUUUUUGUCCUCGAUAACCACUGGAGACGACAGUGUCUCGAAUGGAAAAUUGGGGACUCUUCUCUUUCCUCCGCCUGUUCCAGUUAUUUCUGCCGGAAAACCUCCUUUGGCUAGCCGGAAGAGAUGUCACGAUAGUGUUUUCUCUGGCGACGCUGCCGGCAAAUCCUCUGUUUCUUGUCAUUGCCACAAAAGAAGAAAAAAUAGGUUUAGAAAGUCCAUCAGAGUACCGGCGAUUAGCUCGAAAAUCGCCGAUAUUCCACAGGACGAGUAUUCGUGGAGAAAAUACGGCCAAAAACCUAUCAAAGGUUCACCUUAUCCGCGUGGAUAUUACAAGUGUAGCAGCGUGAAAGGUUGUCCUGCGAGGAAACACGUGGAGCGUGCAAGAGACGAUUCAAACAUGUUAAUCGUCACCUACGAGUGGGAGCACCGUCACUCUAACACCACGCCCGUCACGGGCCUUGCCUUACAGUCAACUCGGUGAACAACUCCAUGUAGUUUCACUUUCAACUGUCUUUCUCCACCGAUUGAUGUCGUACGAUCUACGAUGGAAGGUCGGUCCCGUGCCUUGCACGUGAGUCUCUGAUCGUUGCCGACGUAGCGUAACGUAACGUAGCAGGAAAAUUAAAGUCAAAGCCCUAAAAGUCAACUAUACCGUGUAAAUGAAAACCAGCAGCAGAAGCAAGCAAGGUGUUUUGUUUUGUUUUUUAUGGCUUUUUUUGAUGUAAAAAAAUCUAUUCGUAUAAAAUGGGAGUGGGAAUGGAAUAUAAAUAUUUUUGUUGGUUAUCAA